GCAUCUUCUCCGCGCGCGCGAUCGGGCCUCUUCUCUUCUCGGGCGCGAACCUUCUCCGCGCUGCUGCAGUCGCGUCCGCGAGUCUGAACGCGUAGGAGUGCGAAUCAAGUUCGAGAAGCCGAGUGAACCCGCGGAGAAGAGAGCAGAGGGCCCGACGUAAAACAUGGAGUCCAUGAGGCGAUAUCUCGUCCUAAUCUCGGUGGGAAUAUUAUGGAGUUGCGUACUAGGUCUCCAAAGACCACCACCGAGAUAUUCUCAACAAUACAUGCCGGAAACCUCGUUCUCCUGUCGCAAUAAGAUUGUUGGUAGCUAUUACGCGGAUCCUGAGACCGACUGCCAAGUCUUCCAUGUCUGUGUCUCAGUAGCUGGCACUAUUCAGGACUACAAGUUCCUUUGUCCCAACGACACUGCUUUCGAUCAAGAGAGUCAAACCUGUGCGGACUGGUACGAUGUGGAUUGCGAGGCCGCGACUCUCUACUACGCCAGCGACAACUUUGACUUGUAUAGAAUCGGUUCUGGUCUGGAGUCCGUGAGCUACGACAACUUGCGUAGCGAUGCCGAACCCCAGGAUCAUCUUCAGCGUAGCGAAACCAGCGACGCGGUUCGAUCCUCCGCGAACACGGUGAAUCGAGUAUCUUCGUCAAACUACAACAAUCGCGAGGUGCUGCGAAGUAGCAGCAGUAGCAACUUUUACAACAAGAACAACAAGGAAGACGAUUACGAUGAGAAAUCGUAUAAGGAGGAGCAAGACAAUAAGAAGAAGGGCGGUGUCAGGAAGGCUAGUAGGAAGCAACCGUACACCGGCAACGGCAGCAACAACUACUCGCCAACGACCACUACAGCCGCACCAGUCGUGUCCAGACAGAACACCUAUAGCGGCAAUUAUUACAACGGCAACGUGUACAAUCAACGACCCACGACAUACGUUUCGUCAACAACCGUCCAGCCACAGGAGACUUACAACAGAAAUCAGAACACGCAAAGAUACAACGUACCCUCGUCGACGACCGUCCAGCCGCAAGAAACUUACAACAGAAAUCAAAACACGCAAAGAUACAACGUACCCUCGUCCACGUAUCGUCCACCUAGCACGACGUACCAAGAUACGUAUAAUAAUUACCAAUCACCCAGUACGACUGCCAGGACGACUCCGAACAAUGCGUACAACACGAACUUCUACAACGCCUACAGCUCAAACAACUACAAUCAACAGAACACUGCUAGUUCCAUUCAGCCCACAACGCUGAGACCGAGCAGUUACAACCCGAAGACCAACUAUCAGACUUACCAGUUCGCGUCAUCCACCACCGUUCAGCCGAGUACCAAUUACCAGAGCAGCCAAUCAGACUACACUAAUUAUCAACAGAGGAGCUACAACAACAUCCAACGAGGAAGCAGCGCAUCAGUGGCGUACCAGUCCACCACGUCCGCGCCUACCGUUUAUAACAAUAAUUAUAACAACCAUAACAACAAUAACAAUAAUGGCCAGUACAGACCAGUCACGUCCACUAGUCAGGACAUUCCUCAGACCACCGCCAAAUAUUACGCCAAUAGUUUCGCAAGCAACAGUUUUGCACCCACCACUUACAGCCCGGCGACGAAAAAAUACGUGAACGUGGACAAUACUGUCGCGCAGACCGCGAGGAACAACGACAACAGCCAGUACUACGACAAAACGAGCCAAGCGAUCAAGCCUUCCACUCAGUACUACGAUAGCACGAAAACGCCGAAGAAGGCAACUCAAUAUAACAAUUACGACAACGCGAGCAGCGGAAAGUCGUACUAUAUCGAAACGAGCACGGGUAGCUUCAGCCUCGCGAGAUCUUCCGGAGGGAUCGGUUUCAGUCCCGCGAGUAUCAAUCAUCUUGCCGAGUCGCCGAGGACCACCACGCCGGUACCAAGACGAUCUUCUAGCGCUACCACCUAUAACCCGAAUAACUUUAGUUCCACUCAGCGGCCCAUUCAACCGACAACGUCGCGUGGAAUUACCUACGUUAGCGGAUCCGCGAGACCGUUCACGUCGACAACUAGGUUACCCAGCAGCAGUAGCAACAGUGGCAGCGGAAGCAGCACGACAGCGCGAUCGAGAUCGGGAAAGAAGAACGAUUACGAUUACGCAUAUUACGAUAGCACGGGUGGCCUGGAAUACGACGGAGUCGAUCUUGAACACGUCACCAGUAACAAAGAGUCCACGAAGAUCGCGAGGAAUUAAAACAAUCUUGCCUUCUUAAAUACCGCGUCGAAUACUUUGAACCUAGUUGACAGUGAUGUAAAAUAUUGAGGAGCGAGUAUCUCCUUGUAGUUUCAAGUACAAUAGGUAUGAUUUUUUUUUAUAUUUAGUACCUAUACUUGAACAUAUCUUACGGAUACAGUGAAACAAUUAUAUUCGUAAACAGAUCAAUUAUUUCUGAGUACUUAUUCUUGAGGUAUCUUUUUUUUUUUUUUUAAAGUACUCAAUCACGUUUCAAAUCUGCUGCAUAUUCAAUGAUACAAUAUAACCGAAUAUAUAAAAUUACGCGAGAGUUAAGCUUUUAAUUAGUUGAAAUUAGAUGUACUUGGUACAGUAUCUGUACCUAGAUACUGAAAACAAAAGUACCUUUUACAUCACUGAUCGACAGGAGGAUUCCUUGUGAAUUAUUGUUUAUUAGUGGCCAGUCAGCGUCAAAAUCGGUCUUCGAUUAAGUAUUCGCGCACAGAGGCGCGAAGGGGGAACCGUAUAAAUAUUGAAUACCGAUUUUGAGAGGAAAAAAAGAAGAAUCGUUGAUCGAUAUCGAUCCACUUAAAUGCGUAUAUGUUCAAUCGAGAUUUUGACGGCUCGUCCGCCGUUAUUAACAAUAUAAUUUUGUAGUUCAGUAUUCUAGGCUAAUUGUUUAUACAUAUUCUACGGUGCUUAAUCCGCGCAGCAUUAAGCGUCGAGAUGUAUCGAUGUUACGAACGUUAAAAAAUUCUGAUUAAUGUUAGCGCAAAAAAUUGUUUUCGAAUUGUUUCGUCGAUUUUAAUUUUGCCCCUUUUUAUUUUGUCGCGUAAAAGAAAAUGUCGAGAUAACCGAUUAUUAAUAAUGUUUACUAUGUAUUGGUACAGCAGUGCAAAGUUUGGGUGUCAAAUCGUUAAAUUUCUCAUGUAUUUUGUGCAUGUCGACAAAAGCCCGCACAAAACGUGUUCAGAUUUAAGAUCGUUUAAUUACCUGCGUUUAAUUACCUCCCUCUCCCUCCCCCCUAAAGUAUACGUACUGAGUGUAUAUACACUAUAACUAUUUUAAUUAAGAAAAGCAUUAAAUAGCAUGAUUUAUUAUUUCA
Molecule: messenger RNA, 3296 nt
Organism: Solenopsis invicta (red fire ant)
Lineage: Eukaryota; Metazoa; Arthropoda; Insecta; Hymenoptera; Formicidae
Product: GATA zinc finger domain-containing protein 14
Exons: 4
Coding region: 164-2212 (682 amino acids)
Cellular component (GO): extracellular region
Molecular function (GO): chitin binding
Source: RefSeq, a predicted model, not a curated record